Messenger RNA from Raphanus sativus (radish), 4918 nucleotides. RefSeq names its product disease resistance protein TAO1-like. Gene Ontology annotation, molecular function: ATP hydrolysis activity; ADP binding. The record is from RefSeq and is a predicted model, not a curated record. The transcript is spliced from 4 exons. Gene Ontology annotation, biological process: signal transduction; defense response. Bases 90 to 4586 code for a protein of 1498 amino acids. Lineage: Eukaryota; Viridiplantae; Streptophyta; Magnoliopsida; Brassicales; Brassicaceae.
UGUUCAAUUAAGCAAAAAGCCUCUUUGUUUCACCCUUUGCUCCACAAAUCUAUUUACCAAGGUCACUGAUCCUUUUCUCCACCAUACAAAUGGAUCUCUCUCUUUUCCUUACCAUCGUUGCUGCUGCAAUAGGCUUCUUCUUGAUUUUUCGAAAACUCAGAUCCCAUCAAGAAAACAAAGAAUUCGAUUCGACUUCGUCUCCAUCAUCACCACCAUCUUCUUUGUCUUCGUCUACAUCAUCACCACCAUCUACUUUAUCUAUUUCAUCAGCUUCUCCAUCUUCUUCCUCUCACGUCUGGAUAAACGAUGUCUUUCCGAGCUUCCGUGGAGAAGAUGUCCGCGAUAACUUUCUUAGUCACAUUAAAAAGGAGUUUGAAAGAAAGACAAUCACAUUUUUCAACGAUAACGGGAUCAAGAGAGGAGAAUCCAUCGGUCCCGAACUAAUACAGGGGAUUAGAGGAUCUAAGAUCGCGGUCGUCUUGCUCUCCACCAACUACGCUUCUUCAAAGUGGUGUCUUGAGGAGUUGGUGGAGAUUAUGAAGUGCAGGGAGGAGCUGGGUCAAACUGUGAUUGCUAUUUUCUAUAAAGUUGAUCCAUCUCAUGUAAAGAAGCUGACCGGUGAUUUUGGGAAGGUUUUCAGAAAUACUUGUAAGGGUCAAGCUAAGGAGGACAUUUGGAGAUGGAAACAAGCUUUGGAGAAAGUCGCCACAAUAGUUGGUUACCAUUCAAGCAACUGGGAUAAUGAAGCAUCCAUGGUUGAAGGAAUUGCCACUAACGUUUUGAAUGAGCUAAUUCAUUCUGUGCCAUCAAGUGAUUUCGAAGGUAUUGUUGGGAUGCGAGGUCUUAUGGAAAAACUGAAACUGUUUAUACUCUCAGGCUCCGAUGAAGUGAGGAUGUUAGGGAUUGUGGGUCCAUCUGGAAUUGGUAAGAGUACCAUCGCCAGAUUUCUAUUUAGCCAAUACUCUCAUGAGUUCCCGUUUAGUGUCUUCAUGAAGAAUAUCAAAAGACACUAUCCAAUGCUUUGGCAUGAUGAGUAUAACGAGAAACUGGAAUUACAGGAAGAGUUCUUAUCUAAAAUAGUCAACCAUGAGAAUAUCAGUAUUCAUAACUUGGAAGUUGCACAACACAGGUUAAAAGAUAGGAAACUGUUUAUCGUUCUCGAUGAUGUGGACAAGUUGGCGCAACUAGAUGCCGUGGCGAAAGAAACUUGUAUGUUUGGUCCUGGAAGUGUGAUUAUCAUUACAACGCAAGAUAAAAAGCUUUUGAAUGCUCACGGGGUGAAACAUAUUUACAAGGUGGAAUUUCCACUUGAAGAUGAGGCUCUUGAAAUCUUCUGCAUAUAUGCUUUUGGUCAAAAGUUCCCAUAUGAGGGCUUCGAGAAGCUUGCUUCGGAAGUUACACAACUUGCUGGCAAACUCCCUUUGGGACUAAAGAUUAUGGGAUAUUAUUUGAAGGGAAUGACCAAGGAGGAAUGGGAACAAGAACUACCACGGUUAAGGACAAGCCUUGAUGAAGAAAUCGAAAGCACUUUGAAGUUCGGUUAUGAUGCAUUAGGCAAGGAAGAUAAAGAUUUAUUUCUUUAUAUAGCUUGCUUCUUCAACUAUGAACGGAUUGAAAAAGUGGAAGAGCAUCUUAAAAGAAAUUUCUCAAAUGUGAAACAAGGUCUUCGCGUCUUAACUGAUAAAUCUCUCAUAUCCAUCCGUUGGGGACGUAUAGAAAUGCAUGAUUUGCUAGCACGUUUUGGUAGAGAAAUUGUUCGUAGACAAUCCAUUCAAGAUCCUGCACAGCGUCAGUUUUUGGUUGAUAAUAAAGACAUAUGUCAAGUACUGGAUAACGAUUCCAUAGGUAGUAAAAGUGUUAUAGGCAUAAGUUUCAGGUAUUCUGAGAUCCAUGAUGAGUUAAAUAUAAGUGAGAGACACGAUAGCGCCUUUGAAAAAUUUUCUAGUCUCCAAUUCCUAAGUGCCUACAGAAACAGAAACAGAGAUGACGAUAUACCUAAAAACGCCAUACAGAAAAGUCUAAACAGUCUACCUGGAAAGGUUAGAUUACUCCAUUGGGAAGAUUUUCCGAUGACAUGUAUGCCUUCUAAUUUUAAUCCAGAGUUCCUGGUCGAGCUAAAUAUGCCUUACAGCAAGCUUGAGAAUUUGUGGGACGGAGUUAAAACGAUUAGAUAUCUCAAGUGGAUGCGUUUGGAUUAUUCCACAAACCUGAAGGAGCUUCCUGAUCUUUCAACUGCCACUAGUCUCCUAGUAUUAAGCACCUCUGCUUGCUCUAGUCUAGUAAAGCUUCCGUUUUCUAUUGGAAGUGCUAUCAAUCUCUUGGAACUGGAUUGCAGUGAUUGCUCGAGCUUGGUGGAGCUUCCAACUUCUCUUGAAAAUGCUACUAAUCUCCAGAUAUUGGAUCUUAGACGUUGCUUAAACCUGGUAAAGUUCCCCUCUCUUGGUAAUGCCACUAAACUUGAGAAACUAAAUCUCAGUGGAUGUUUAAAUCUAGCUGGACUCCCGUCCUCUCUUGGUAAUGCUACUAAUCUCGGGGAUUUGAAAUUUGAGAAUUGCUCCAGCUUAAUGGAGCUUCCUUUUUCUGUAAUAGAUACAUCUACUCUCCACCGAAAUAUUUUUAGUGGUUGUUCAAGUCUUGUGGCGCUCCCUUUUUUCAUUGGAAAUGCUACUACUCUCGUGGAAUUUAAUCUCAAGGGAUGCUCAAGUCUAGGGGAACUCCCUUCCUCCAUUGGUGAUCUCACUAACCUUAAAUGGUUGUAUCUCAAUGAAUGCUCCAGCCUUGUGGAACUACCCUCCUCUAUUGGUAAUCUCACUAAUCUUGCCAAUUUUUACCUCAAUGGAUGCUCAAGUCUAGUGGAACUCCCCUCCUCUAUUGGUAAUCUUACCAAUCUUAAGACCAUGUAUCUCAGUGAAUGCUCAAGUCUAGUGAAACUCCCCUCCUCUAUUAGCGAUCUAACUAAUCUUGAGAAGCUGUAUCUCAAUGGAUGCUCAAGUUUAGUAGAGCUACCCCUUUCUAUUGGAAAUAUCACUAGUCUCGAAACAUUGGAUCUUCGUGGAUGCUUAAGUUUGUUGGAGCUUCCCUCUUCUAUGGAAAACCUUCAUUAUUUGGUGUUCUUGCGUUUGUCAAAUUGCUCAAGCCUAGUGGAGGUUCCAUCUUUUCUUGGUAAUCUUACAUAUUUGAAGAAUUUAGAACUCAUGAAUUGCUCAAGUUUGGUGAAGCUUCCCUCUUUUGUUAAUAAUCACUUCGGUCGGACGGAGUUGGAUUAUGGUGGUUGCUCAAGUCUGGUGGAGUUCCCUUCAUCUAUUUGGAAUGCUACAAAGAUGGAGCGUUUGAAUCUGAGUGGUUGUUCAAGUCUAGUGGAGCUCCCCUCUUUUACUGGGAAUGAUAUUAGGCUUAAGCGACUGAAUCUUAGUGGUUGUUCAAGUCUAGUGGAGCUCCCAUCUUCUAUUGGGAAUGCUAUUUAUCUCAAGGAAUUGAAUCUCAGUGGUUGCUCAAGUCUGUUGGAACUUUCAUCGUCUAUCGGCAAUGCUAUUAAUCUGUAUGACUUGAAUCUUAGUGGUUGCUCGAGUUUAGUGGAGCUGCCUUUUUCUAUUGGAAAUAUCACUAGACUCGGUAAAUUGGAUUUGAGUGGAUGCUCAAGUCUGCUGGAGAUACCCUCUUCUAUUGGAAACCUUGCUCAUUUGUAUGCUUUGAGUUUGAAAGGUUGCACAAAAAUAGAGACCCUUCCGGUUAACAUCUCUGUCUAUGAACUUGAUCUCACUGAUUGCUUCUUGUUGAAAAAAUUUCCUAAUGUUUCAUCAAAGAUCAGUGUUCUCAAGCUUACCGGAACCGCAAUAGAAGAAAUCCCUUCAUCAAUCACGUCAUGUCUUUAUCUUGACUUGCAUAUCUCAUACUGGGAAAACCUCAAAGGAUUCCCGCAUGCUUUUGGCUGCAUCAAAGAGAUGCACGUGAGCGAUACAAGAACACAAGAAAUUUCUCCAUGUGUCAUGGAAAUGUAUCGUCUAGAAAAACUUGUGGUCAAGGGAUGCACAAAACUGGUUUCACUCCCAGAGCUUCCGAGUUCCUUAGAUUUCCUAGAUGCACAGAACUGUGAGUCCCUAGAGAGACUGCAUUGCUCUUUUGGAAGAACAAAGCUCCUCAACUUUGCUAACUGCUUCAGUCUGAAUCAAGAAGCAAGAGACCUCAUCAUCAAGACAUCGAGCUAUGAAAGUGCAAUCUUACCCGGAGAAGAAGUGCCUGCCUACUUCACGUACCGCGCCACAGGGAACUCCGUGUCAAUGGAGUUGAAUGGAUUUGAUACGCGUUUUGAUACAGACUUUAAGGCCUGUGUCUUGCUUGUUGAUAAGGGUUGUACUGAGGUUGGCGACUGGAACAAGUUGGAAGUAUCUCAUUGCAUGACAGGAAAACAGAAUGGUUUCAGUGCUAAGUGUAGAUCAGAAAACAUCAACCCAUCGCCACGUUUGAAGAAGCACCUCUACGUACUCGAAUUUUUACAAGCGGUUAGUUCCAGCGAGUUAGUCUUUGAGUUCCAAGUCAACGAUGACAAAUGGGAUAUAGUAGAAUGCGGGAUACGCCUUGAUGACUGAGGAAAAAGUGUUCAUCUAUUUGCAUCCGUAAAGCUAAGAAGCUACACUGAUAAAAGUGUCUUCAUGCACUCGCCUACGUGCACCACAAGACACCCUUUUGGUGCUUACCUAAGGAGCAGAAAGUUCUCACAAAAUCCAUUGUUUUGUUAAAAUGUUCGAUACGUGGACCUGGAGAUUUCAGAUUCUGGACUGUUUGUAGUUGAUGAUGUUAAAGGGUUAGCUGAAAUCUAUCCCAAGUCAAUUUUUUUUUUUUAAACAUUUUUGUGGAAUUUGGAAACUCAUGAAUUCUGAUGUAGCGACAUUGAUUUCAGUCACUUACUUCCUUGAACUUU